GUGCAGUAACCUGUAUUGGGUUUCCUGUGUAUCCAACAUGGCUGCUCGUCUUGGUCGUCUUGCUGCAGAAAACACAGCAUUUUUGCUGUGUGAUAUGCAGGAGAAGUUUCGUCCAUCAAUUCGUUUUUUCCCUGAGAUCAUCAAGGUUGCACAGAGAAUGGUUAUGGCGGGUACCAUCAUGAAGAUCCCCAUCAUUGGCACAGAGCAGUAUCCUAAGGGGUUAGGAAACACUGUUGAGGAGAUAGAUACCAGUGGAUUUAAGGACAAAAUAUUCCCAAAAACGGUAUUCUCCAUGGUCAUACCUGAAGUGGAAGAGGAACUCAAGAAAAUGCCCAAUGUGAAGUCAGUGGUGCUGUUUGGAAUUGAGACACAAGUGUGCAUCCUUCAAACAACCCUUGAUUUGCUUGAAAGAAACUACGAAGUUCACGUUUUGGCUGAUGGUGUAUCUUCACGUACCAUGGUGGAGAGGAUGUUUGCUUUGGAUCGCCUUCGUCAAAGUGGAGCAUUCAUAACGACAAGCGAGUCUGUCCUCUUUAUGUUGCUAGGCCACAGCAAGCAUCCCAACUUUAAAGAAGUCCAAGCCCUCGUCAAGACAGCAGCACCAGAUUCUGGAUUACUGUCCAAAGUCUAAUAAUGAUAAUACUAUUUGAAACUAAGAAAUUUUCAUAGUGAGCAGGUCUGAAUGAUUAUUUCAUUUUUUUUACUGUGAAUCUUGGAUUUCGGCAACUGUCCUGUGUUGAUUAUGGGUGAAUCUCACCUCAGUGCAUUGCACACCAGUACAGAUCACUCUAGUUUGUAUUUCAGUAAUGUAAGAACAGUUAUGAGAUAAUUGAGGCAAUAAAACAACAAGACAAUUUAAGCAACA
Actinia tenebrosa (Australian red waratah sea anemone) is the source of this 865-nucleotide messenger RNA. Its product is annotated as isochorismatase domain-containing protein 1. The record is from RefSeq and is a predicted model, not a curated record. NCBI's taxonomy places the organism in Eukaryota, Metazoa, Cnidaria, Anthozoa, Actiniaria, Actiniidae.